GUUUUGUUUGUGACCGCUAUAUACCGUGACCUUUUGUCAUGAAAGCGGAACUGAAAAUACAUCCUUGUGUAUGCAUGACAGUGCUGAAAAUAUCAGCAUAUUUGUAGCAUUAUUAUUGUGUAGUAUAUAUAUUUCACUUACUGCUACUGGAAUGUAAAUUUGUUACUGAGUCGUCGGGUACAGUAUUCGAGAGAAUCGUUCACUGAUUCAUAUCUCGAACUUGAAAGUUGAAGUUGGACUGAUCUUGAUUGGACUGAGAAUCGGAUUUGGAAGUUGCUCAACAAGUGAACCAACGUAACAACCUUUGUUUAUCUUUUAAAAAUCGAGAUCUGCUCCCAAAUUUGAGCCAAGAUGUCGUUCUGCUCCUGGUCUGGUGGUGAGAAGUAUAAAGAUCAUUUUGAAAAUGGUCUCUAUGUAUGUGCGGAGUGUGGCCAUGAACUCUUCUCCAGCAUGACCAAGUACCAGCACUCGUCUCCAUGGCCUGCAUUUACCAAGACCGUGAAAGAGGACAGCGUCUCCAAGAGACAAGAAGGAUCUGGAGCUCUAAAGGUAUCAUGUGGGAAGUGCGGUAAUGGUUUAGGUCAUGAGUUCUUGAAUGCAGGCCCAGACAGUAACCAGUCACGUUUCUGAAUAUUCUCGUCUUCCCUGAAGUUCAAGAAGGGGAAGACAGUCAAACAGAAGGGAGCACAAUUGUAGUUACAUCAAGGUUAUCAUCAAUCGGAACUGGGACAUCACUCCUCCAUCUAGAAACAUGUAGUUAGCAGCUAGUACUGAUAAGUAAUUGGCGAUCGAUUACCUUCAUUUAUGUUAGCCUGCCUUUUAGAUUAGCAUGCCAAAAUUAACCUGCCUAAUUUACAUAUUUCAGCGUUUUUGCACUUUAGUGCAGGUUAAGGACAAUAGGCAGGCUAACAAAGCAGGUUAAUUAUGUAGUCAAAAAGCAGGUUAAUUUGGCAUGCUAAAAAAGCAGGGCAAUUUUGCAGGCUAAUUGAGCAGGUUUAAAUGAUUAUGCAGGCUAUUUAAGCAGGCUAAAAUAAGCCUGCUUUUAAAAUAUUCAGGUUAAAUUAUGCCUGCCUAAUUUGCAUAUUUCAGCCUUUUUGCAGGUCAGAGCUUGCUAAGGAAUGAACCUGCUUUUUAGCAGCUAUGCAGGCUUGAGGCAGGCUAUAAGCAGGCCUGCCUUUUCGGUAAGGGCGUGCAGGUCUGUAUGAAGACCCCAAGGAUCAAGGAACCAGUACCAGUUAUGCAAAGUACUCUAAAUCUUUAAAAAAAAAGAUUUUAGUCUUUAACUACAGGAUUUGGCUGUAUUAAGGUAUAUAUGUAUGUAACGGUGCAAUACCAGCCAAGUGUUUUAGCAGUGCAGCAGCCUCCUAAAUUACGUUUUAAAUACAUAUUGUGAAAUAAACAUAGACACAUCCUGAGGGCUCUUUACACUGAAAAUUUUUUCUUUGUACAUUAAAAAGGGAGCAUUAUAGAAUUAUGUGAAUGGAUGCAUAAAAUCACUGGCUAAGGCUGUAAAUAAAAUAAUUGAAUUAUAUUUUUGAUCCUGAAUCAUUUAUCUGGAUGGAGAUGGGUCCCUUUUUCACAGUUUCUACCAUUUAUUACAUAAAUUAUAUGUAUAUUUGUUGAAAGUAAUAAUGAGAUAUUGUGCAAGUAAGUAAAUUUACUGCGCAAGAUGAAAUGCUACAAUUAAAUUUAUAAUAAAUGUUGUAGCAAUGAUGGCUGCGUCAAAGUAGUUUGCUCCUUGCAUAAUAUUUGGUUGUUUGUUUCUAAAGUGCGAAGCAAGAUUGGUUGGCAAUGGAAUAGAAUGUUAGGAAGAGGAUAAAAAUGCUUUGGUCAAAUCAGAUUAAUCAGAUAAUUCAGUGUCAAUUUAUACCCCUGUGACAGUGGAAUAAUGUCCUUUGAAUGAACAUGAUUGGGAGAUGAUGAAGUUUGACAUUUUAGACCUUCAUAAAAAUGCAGUGGCAUAAAUACCACCCCUAUAAAAAUCAAUAAUAAUGAUAAUGACAACAUUUAUACGAGUUUGAUUCAAAUAUCCUUGCUGACCAGUUUUGUCUUUGGUUUCGUUCUCUUUUGUCUUUAGUUUAUAGAAGGUAAUUACUUUGUCUGUGUAGCAUAAUGAUUUACUGCAGUGAAAGCCUUCACGCAACUGUAGUUCUGAUGAUUUGCCACGAUUCUCAUCCCUUCUCUAACCCAAACACAUAAGAAUAUAUCCAUGAACCAUCAGUUGGUUUCUGGUGUUUUUAUUUUUAAAUAGUAUUAUAAUUUGAAUGUUACCUUCAGAAUUUUUCAGGACCAUUACUUUCAGGACUUUUUGACAGAGACAUCUUUCAUUUGAUCAUGCAUUUAAUGGUUUCUGCACCAAUUGAAAAGUCUUUAUUUGUGUAUUUUUA
Strongylocentrotus purpuratus (purple sea urchin) is the source of this 2387-nucleotide messenger RNA. RefSeq names its product methionine-R-sulfoxide reductase B1-A (gene msrb1). The record is from RefSeq and is a predicted model, not a curated record. Gene Ontology annotation, molecular function: peptide-methionine (R)-S-oxide reductase activity. The transcript is spliced from 4 exons. Lineage: Eukaryota; Metazoa; Echinodermata; Echinoidea; Camarodonta; Strongylocentrotidae.